Messenger RNA from Penicillium cosmopolitanum, 1551 nucleotides. Its product is annotated as proline permease PrnB. The transcript is spliced from 3 exons. The coding region runs from base 1 to 1551 and encodes 516 amino acids. The record is from RefSeq and is a predicted model, not a curated record. Gene Ontology annotation, molecular function: amino acid transmembrane transporter activity. Lineage: Eukaryota; Fungi; Ascomycota; Eurotiomycetes; Eurotiales; Aspergillaceae. Gene Ontology annotation, biological process: amino acid transmembrane transport. Gene Ontology annotation, cellular component: membrane.
AUGUCGAAUAUCGAAACGGCCCCGCCGCGUAAGGGCUAUGAUGAGCAGCUGGUGACUGAAAAGGGAAAAGCAGUGCGCAGUCUAGUCCAGGAAAAUCUUCUGGAUGAGCGCUACGCGACAACUCAGCGUGGUCUAAAGAACCGACAUGUGCAACUAAUGGCCUUGGGUGGAACAAUCGGGACAGGUCUUUUCGUAUCAUCCGGCCAAUCAUUGGCGAUCGGCGGCCCUGCUUCCCUUCUGCUCGGAUAUCUUUUUAUCUCUGCCAUGGUCUACGGACUUGUAACUGCCAUCGCUGAGAUAGGUGCUUAUCUUCCUGUACAUGGUAUAUUAGUGCCAUACGAGAUCACUGCAGCUGGCUUGGUUAUUGGUUUUUGGGAUACCAAUGCGACCGUCAACAUUGCUGUCUGGAUUACCAUAAUGAUGGUGGUCAUCAUCGCAUUGAAUUUCCUGCCGGUCAGAUUCUACGGGGAGACCGAAUUUUGGUUUGCCGGGAUCAAAAUUAUCACCCUCAUUGGAUUGCUCUUUCUGUCCUUCAUUUUAUUCUGGGGCGGUGGUCCGUCGCACGAUCGUCUAGGCUUCAGGUACUGGAAGGAUCCGGGGUCGUUCAACACUUACAUUGUGGAUGGAAACGCUGGCCGCUUCGUUGGUCUACUUAAGUGCACCGUCUCCAGUGCAAUCGCCUUCAUAUUCGCACCUGAGUUAAUAAUUAUCAGCGGCGGUGAAAUGGAAUCUCCUCGUCGCAAUGUACCACGCGCUGCACGACGCUACAUCUACCGACUGGUCUUCUUCUACAUCUUCAGCGUACUCGCUAUCGGUGUUAUUUGCCCGUCCAAUGCAGCCCGCCUGACGAAAGGGGAUGGCACAGUCAACUCGUCACCCUUCGUGGUGGGAAUAAAAAACGCCGGGAUUCCUGUUCUGGAUCAUAUCGUCAAUGCAGCAGUUCUGACUUCGGCAUGGUCGGCUGGGAACUCAUUCCUGUACAUGUCCUCUCGCUCAUUGUACUCUCUAGCCAUGUCAGGAAAUGCGCCCAGUAUCUUCAAAUCCUGCAAUCGCUGGGGCGUGCCCUACUAUGCCGUCGCCGUAUCAGCCUGCUUCUCAUGCCUGGCUUACCUAUCGGUCGGAAAUUCGAGUUCUAUCGUAUUCAACUGGUUUGUCAACUUUACUAACACGUCAGGCUUCAUCUCUUGGAUUUGUUGUGUGAUUGUUUAUUUCCGUUUCCGAAAGGCAGUAAAAGCGCAAGGAAUCGAACAGCCUUACAAGUCCAAAAUCCAGCCCUACGGAGCGGUUUUUGGCCUGGCAGGUGCAACUGUUAUGGCGUUGAUCAAUGGUUUCACUGUCUUUUUCCCAUCUGAGUGGUCUGUCAGCAACUUCUUUACCGCCUAUAUCGGGAUUCCGGCGUUCCUAAUACUCUACUUCGGCCACCGAGCCUUAUUCUGGAGCGAUCCAUGGGCAUGGCGACCAGAAGAGGUCGAUAUGCAUACCGGACUUGAGGAGAUCAUAUCUGCCGAGGGACCGGAGAGAGCCCGUGGCCCGUGGUGGAAACUAUGGUGA